Molecule: messenger RNA, 585 nt
Organism: Suillus subalutaceus
Lineage: Eukaryota; Fungi; Basidiomycota; Agaricomycetes; Boletales; Suillaceae
Exons: 3
Coding region: 1-585 (194 amino acids)
Source: RefSeq, a predicted model, not a curated record
AUGGAUGAGACGCCCUCUGCCAAACGAGACACAGAAGGGGCUGUGGAUGAUCGUCACACCCCUCUCAACACGACUCUCGAUGAACACAUGGUUAAUUCAAAUCGGACUGCAAACACCUCUCCUAAUGGCAACCUAUCACUCAGCUUGCCUACACUCCCAUCCAGCCCGCCGUGGUUCAGAAAUCCAUUCCAGCAGUUGAUGUUCCCCGCCCCGACUUCUCCUCAGUUGAUCCAGUUAUUUGACAGGCUGGUGCGCCUUGAGGAUGCAUCGAACUUCGCGAACGAGAAAGCUGCCUUGGGAUGCGAACAUCGUCCGAUCGAAGUCCACUGGUGGAUUUCCCGCAGACGUAAAGGGAAACCAACCAUACCCGAUCUCAACACAUUCAUAUCGCAAUGGUGGUCCUGGUGGCUCACGCUUCAACCGGAGUGGGAGAACAUUUGGGACUCCCUCAACAAACCAGGCGCAAACGGCAUGCUCUCGGUUGUAGCCACCUUGAAAUGGUGGGCAGACAAUGUCGGUGGCAAAGGUUACGAAGACUCACACUGGGAAGACACUGUAGACGAUGUCAUGUGGGUUUUGGACUGA